Molecule: messenger RNA, 1212 nt
Organism: Xiphias gladius (swordfish)
Lineage: Eukaryota; Metazoa; Chordata; Actinopteri; Istiophoriformes; Xiphiidae
Gene: erg28
Product: ergosterol biosynthesis 28 homolog
Exons: 4
Coding region: 20-451 (143 amino acids)
Cellular component (GO): membrane; endoplasmic reticulum
Molecular function (GO): protein-macromolecule adaptor activity
Source: RefSeq, a predicted model, not a curated record
AGACAGACAGACAGACAGCAUGAGUCGCUUUCUGAACGUCUUGCGGAGCUGGCUGGUGAUGGUGUCCGUCAUCGCGGUGGGAAACACCGUGCAGAGUUUCAGAGACCACCGCUUCCUGUCAGAGAAGCUCUACACGGGCACGCCGGAGUUUGUGAAUGGUCUCCAGGCUCGAACAUUUGGUAUUUGGACAUUGCUGUCAUCGAUCAUUCGCUGCGCCUGUGCCAUUGAUAUCCAGAACCGAACGCUGUAUCACAUCACCUUAUGGACGUUUGUGCUGGCGCUGGGCCACUUUCUGUCUGAAGCUUUUAUCUACAAAACUGCACCUCUGACUAUCGGGGUCAUGGCACCUCUCAUUGUGGCAAGUUUCUCUGUCAUAGGAAUGCUGAUUGGAUUCCAGUGUUUUCCAGAGACAGAAGAGGAAGUCGGAGCACGACAGAAGAAACGUAACUGAAUCCCAGAAGUUUGGUUUUUCGUUGUCCAUUGAACCCACCUCUACCAACACCAGCCAAUUGUGGAGUGGACUGGUCCUAGGGUGCUGCUUCUUGCCUUGAAGAACAUGAGAUCUGGACGUACUUUCCUUUCCUAUUGUGGAACCUUCUAAACACUACAUACAUCUCUACCUUGAUGUAUUUUAUGGUUUUUAACUUGACAUUUUACAGUUGACAGUGCAAUCACGAAAUGUUUGACAGAGUCACUUCGAACGUACAGUCAUGUUACACUACAGUGAUUGAUGCGAGCUGGUUAGUAAUUACAUCAGUUUCAAGUGAGCAAUACAUGGAGGUUUUAUGUUGAUAAUUUUGUAUCUUAGUAGUGGUUGCAGCAAAACGUCCGAAGUUUUCAACUGAAACUCGUCAGUGCUCAAUGACACUCAUCCAGAUGCAUCUAUGCCCAUAAAUUGGGUUUUUUUUUGUAUGUGUAUGGUUGUGACUGUAGCGUCACUGGGUGAAAUGAUUACAGAAAUAGUCCAGAGCCGAUUUCUCUCAGAAUGGUGAUUGUUUUAUUUCAGCAGGCUAUCACUUCCAAUUCAUUUUUUUUAUUCAUGAUUUACUAAAGAACUGAGAUGUGUAUACAGUAUAAAACUAUGCUCUUCAUUACAAAGUAUCACAAACACUUAUAUCAGCAAUUAUUCUUAAUGUUCUUUGCUGUGAAAGCUUGUACACCCUUUGAAUUUCUGCACAAUUAUUGUCCUAUAAAACCUUUUUAAAAAUUAAA